AUACAAUCAAUUAAUACGGUUCUACUAUUUUCUGUUGAUGAUCUGUUGAAUCCAGCUAAACUCAUCUAUGUUAAAGAACAUAGUAAUGGAAAAUCAUUAGGAUUUGGAAAAAGUGUUACGUGGCUAGAAAACGGUAAUAAAGCAGUUCUGUUAGCUAAUUAUUAUUCUAUAGUUGACUAUGCUUGGUCAUCAUCGCAAAUUCAAAUAUACGAUAAUAAUUUAAGUGCAUUAUUAUCACACUUUCCAAAUAAUUAUCAGACACUUUCAUCUUAUUUUAAUCCGUCAUUUUUAAAUAUAAUUUCAACAUCAACAUCAUUAAUUAUUGUUGAUAUAACUGGUAAUAUUCAAGUUAUUCAACCUACGCCACCUGGUUACUAUGCUGCUACCAGUACUAGUGACUCUGAUAUUUUAACAUACUCUGCACAGGUACCUUGUACAGGCGGAAUGUUUAAAAACCAAACAAGUUUAGAACCAUGUUUAUUAUGUCCUAUCGGAACAAAAGCAUCGAGUAUCGCUAAUAUCGAAUGUACGCCGUGUAGCUCAUUGUCAUUUUGCCCAUUUGGUUCAGUUAACGAUGUUAGUUAUACAAAACUUGAGCCUAUUAUUCCACACAAAACAUACCCAAAUUCACCCGAUAAUUCGUUAUUCGAUGAUAUUCUAAUUCAAAAUAUGUUUAGUAUUGGUACAACUGGUCGAUGA
Didymodactylos carnosus is the source of this 699-nucleotide messenger RNA. The record is from the annotation of a GenBank genome assembly. Lineage: Eukaryota; Metazoa; Rotifera; Eurotatoria; Philodinida; Philodinidae.